Molecule: messenger RNA, 1212 nt
Organism: Protobothrops mucrosquamatus (brown spotted pit viper)
Lineage: Eukaryota; Metazoa; Chordata; Lepidosauria; Squamata; Viperidae
Product: testis-expressed protein 47
Exons: 7
Coding region: 176-1024 (282 amino acids)
Molecular function (GO): FAD binding; blue light photoreceptor activity
Source: RefSeq, a predicted model, not a curated record
GUCUGAGAGCCAAUUGAGCAUGCCUGGUAUUGCUUCUAAGGCACUAAAAACCAUACUUUGACAACACACUGCUUUGUAUGCCCAGAACUCUGCCUGCCUCACAAUUAAUGCAGUGAGCAAUUGUGCCAUAGGCUGUAUCUUUUCAAGAGUCAAGUUUUAUAGAAGCCUGGUCACAAUGUCGAAAUUUAAUGCAGGCACUUUAGCUCUGGGAAAGCACAAGAAAGGCACUGAAAUGUGGGGAAAACGGGAUGAAUCACCAGAUGAAGAGGAGAGGACCAAUUUUCUCAACCAGCUCCUCCUGGAUAGAGUACUUCAUGGCUCAGAGGAUACUAAAUCCCUCCUCCACAGGCUGAUCUUUCUGGCUAAGAUCUCACCAGACCUGGCUGACAAAAGGUAUUUGGCCGAGUACUGGGAACAACUAUUUCUGAAUUUGCAACGCCAGUAUUGUCAAGGAGUAGGGAUCACAGGCCUCUUGCUUCUCUAUCCUACCUACAUUAUACACAUACUAGAGUCAUCCAGUGAUGUGUUCUACUCUAUCCUACGGGAUCUGAGGGACAUGGAACAGCAAAAGAGAGUGCUAGUCCUGGAUGCUAAGAUCCUGGUAGUGUCCCACAAUCUCCCUGCUCGACUCUUCCCACAAUGGAGCUAUAAAGUGUUGAAUCUACCGGAGAGAUACCUGAACUACGAGACUUCUCACGAGGAGCCAGUGGAGGCUACCAUCUCUGAAUGCCUCACUGCACUCUUGAAACUGGGCAAACAUCUACUGAAGUAUCCCAAGAGCCCUAAGAACCUACCAAAUAAUUUCUUGGAAGAAGUCCCAGAGCUCAUUGUUUCCCAAGAUACCAUUGGUUUCCUCCUGGAAUGUCAAGAGUUAUUGAGUCCAGCUCAAUUCCUGCAUUUAUUUGAAUUUCCUCUGAACAUCCAGAUGGACUCAGACAGCAUGCAUUCUUUGUCAGAUCGGUUAAAACGUCAUCUUGAUUGGGCUGUUUUGAAGGAGGCUUUUAAGAAAAAAAUGCCUUUGUGACAUUUUUGGAACAUAGUAUUGAUAGAACUGUCAGAUUGCAUCCUUGAAAUUCCAAUACAGAAAAAUGAUCAACGUGGACUGCUUGUAAUUUUUUGAGAUAAUUGAUUUUGCUUUAAUAAAAGUUGUGUUCUCUCUUUCGGAAUUUAUAUCUCUGAUACACUCAGUUCAAAUAAACGUAGCCCUGCAUG